AUGGCGGGAUCGUCUCCUCACGAUGUCCUCUUCAAAGGGGCAACCGUGGUCUCCAUGGACAGCAAGAUCGGGGUGGUCCAUAACUGCGACAUCCUCGUUCAGGGUAACACCAUUGCGAAGGUCCAGCCAAAUAUCGACGUGAAAGAGUACAGCGGUGCAGAGAUCAUCAAUGCAGAAAAUUCCAUAGUUUCCCCCGGUUUCGUGGACGGCCACCACCACAUGUGGCAGCAAUUGCUGCGAUCGUUAGCCACGGACUGGUCUCUCGCCGAUUACCUUUAUGUCAUGAGAAGAUGUUAUGGCAGUCUGUACACCCCGGAAGAUGUAUAUGUGGCCAACCAUGUUGCUGCCCUUGACUUGAUCCACAAUGGCGUUACGACUGUGGUUGAUCACUGUCACAUUCUCAACUCUCCUGCCCACACGGACGCCGCCAUUCGCGGCCUGAAGGACGCUGCCAUACGUGGGGUAUGGUGCUAUGGCUUCUACGACAACCCGGCUCUACCCAAAGAGCACAACAAGUUUGACGUGACGAAUUCCGAGUUUGGAGCGUCUGCGAAGAUGAAAGACGCACGACGGGCCCGCAAGGAACACUUUUCAACAACAAACUCGUGGGAAACUGACCUGCUCACUUUCGGCGUUGCUCCGUAUGAAGCAGAGACAAUGCCAAUGUCUGAACUUCAAGAACAAAUCAAAUUGGGACGUGAACUGCAAGCCACCAUCAUAACCGCUCACGUUGCGGUCGGUCAUUAUGAUGCGGGAAAUCAGAUUGUGAAACAGUUGGGAGACGCCAAGAUGUUGGGACCAGAUCUGUUAUUCUCGCAUGGAUCGGCUUUCACUGAUGAGGAAUGCCAUAUGCUCGCCCAAACCAAAGCAGGAGUAGUUUCCACUCCUGACACCGAUUUACAGAUGGGCAUGGGCCAUUCCGUAGCCUUUCGCGCGGAAGGCCACGGUUGUCGUGUGGGAUUGGGCAUUGAUAUCACUUCGAACCAGUCGAAUGAUAUGUUGGUCCAAAUGAGACUACUCCUCCAAGCAGAGAGGAGUCUGGACAAUGCGAAACUGGGAACAGCUCCAAUGGAAAUCAAGCGAAAGUCCCAUGAAGUCCUUCGCAUGGCCACAUUGGGAGGGGCCGAAGCGAUGGGAAUCGGCCAUCUCGUAGGCAGCAUCACCCCGGGUAAAAGAGCAGACUUGAUCAUGGUCAAAUGUGAUGAUAUCAAUGUUGUGCCUGUCAUUGAUCCCAUCGGGACUUUGAUAUUCAAUGCUCAUCCAGGGAAUAUCGAUCUUACCAUGAUCGAUGGCAAGAUCCUGAAGAAAGAUGGGAAGUUGGUGCAUGCAGACUGGGGAAAGAUGCGGGAUGACGUUCGAGCCCGGACAACGCGGCUGGUUGAGGCGGGUCGAAUCAUUUUGGGGAAGAACAAUUUUGCGACUACCUCGACGAUGGCGGAUUUCGGGGAUUACCUUGAUGCAUUGUGA
Messenger RNA from Rhinocladiella mackenziei CBS 650.93, 1467 nucleotides. RefSeq lists its product as uncharacterized. Bases 1 to 1467 code for a protein of 488 amino acids. The record is from RefSeq and is a predicted model, not a curated record. NCBI's taxonomy places the organism in Eukaryota, Fungi, Ascomycota, Eurotiomycetes, Chaetothyriales, Herpotrichiellaceae. The transcript has a single exon. Gene Ontology annotation, molecular function: hydrolase activity, acting on carbon-nitrogen (but not peptide) bonds.